Cyphellophora attinorum is the source of this 552-nucleotide messenger RNA. RefSeq lists its product as uncharacterized. Gene Ontology annotation, molecular function: fatty acyl-CoA hydrolase activity. The transcript has a single exon. Gene Ontology annotation, cellular component: mitochondrion. Lineage: Eukaryota; Fungi; Ascomycota; Eurotiomycetes; Chaetothyriales; Cyphellophoraceae. The coding region runs from base 1 to 552 and encodes 183 amino acids. The record is from RefSeq and is a predicted model, not a curated record.
AUGCCGCCCCUCUCCCUCUCCCUCCCCGCCAAACGCACCCGCCUCCGCUCCGACUACUUCUAUCACCGCACCUACCGCCUGCGCUGGUCCGACAACGACGUCUUCGCCCACGUCAACAAUCCCUACUACGGCGUCCUCGCAGACUCCAUCAUCAACGAGUACCUCAUUCGCGAAUGCGGCUACACCACCUUGCGACACCCACAAGCUGCCAUCAUUGCAAAUACAUACUUUGACUACUUCGGUAGUCUGUCGUAUCCGGAUGUAGUCGAGUGUGGGUUAAGGGUGGUGAAGUUGGGGAAGACAAGUGUGAUGUAUGAGGUGGGGGUGUUUAAGGAGGGGGAGGAAAGUGUGAAGGCGGUGGGUGGCAGUAGCCACAUUUGGGUGGAGCAGACUGGGCCGGGCGUGUUGGGGAGGCCGCUGAAGGAGGGAAUGCCGCUGGAGAUGAGAAGGGGGUAUGAGAAGGUAAUGGGAGAGGAGGCUAGGGAGGGAGCGGACAAGGCGAGGGGGGAGAUGGAGAGGGAGAAAGAGAAGCAGGGGAAGGCGAAGUUGUGA